CAGUGACAACACGGCAAAGUACUUUGAUCGGAAGCUCUCUGCGGCUAAGCUGCUAGCUUGGCUGAUAAGUAGCUAGCUCCAGUUUGUUGUGGAUGCAGGGAAUAAGGCUGUAAUAAAGACAGUUGACGACUUGAAACUUAGGAACAUGAGGCUGAAGGAGAUCCAGAGGACUGCCCACCAGGCGUGGAGUCCUGCCGAACAUCAUCCUAUCCACCUGGCAUUGGGAACAUCAGCACAGCAGCUGGAUGCCUCUUUUAAUACCACAUCAGCCCUAGAGAUAUUUGAGCUGGAUUUCUCUGAUCCAUCUUUAGAAAUGCAGCUCAAAGGGUCAUUACCCACCUCAAACAGGUUUCACAGUAUUGUCUGGGUGAAUUUUGGAAUGGGAGAAGAUGGUACUGGAGGGAGACUGGUUGCUGGCAGUGAAAAUGGCACAAUAACUGUAUAUAACCCAGAGGUCAUAAUGAGCUCUGGUGCAGAGGCAGUAGUGGGACAGUCUGACAAACAUACAGGACCUAUCCGGGCACUUGAUUUCAACCCUUUUCAGAGUAAUCUCCUCGCUUCUGGAGCAAAUGAUUCUGAGAUAUAUAUCUGGGAUCUGAACAACUUUAGCAGUCCAAUGACACCAGGAGCAAAGACACAGCCUGCUGAAGACAUCAGUGUUGUGUCCUGGAACAGACAGGUUCAGCACAUCCUGGCCUCUGCCAACACCAGUGGGAAAGCGGUUGUGUGGGAUCUGAGAAAGAACGAGCCCAUCAUCAAGAUCAGUGACCACAGCAACAGGAUGCACUAUUCGGGAAUGCUCUGGCACCCUGAGGUGGCCACUCAGUUGGUGUUGUCCUCUGAAGAUGAUCGGAUGCCGGUCAUCCAGAUGUGGGACCUCCGUUUCGCUACAUCCCCUCUCAAAGUCUUUGAAAACCACACAAGGGGAAUUCUGUCCAUAUCCUGGAGCCAGGCUGACCCUGAGCUCCUGCUGAGUAGUGCUAAAGACAACAGGAUCCUCUGCUGGAACCCAAACACUGGAGAGGUCAUUUACGAGCUUCCAACCACAAACCAGUGGUGUUUUGAUAUCCAGUGGUGCCCCAGGAAUCCGGCCUUGCUGUCAGCUGCCUCAUUUGAUGGGAGGAUCACAGUGUACUCUGUGAUGGGAGGGAGUCUGAAGGCUCAGCAGCAAAGCACAGCUGAUAAUAUAUCUUCCUCAUUUGAUGCAAUGGAUCCCUUUGGAACAGGGCAGGUACUGCCUCCCCUGCAGGUUCCUCAGCCUGUAGUGCAGGACACCAUAGUCCCCCCUCUAAAGAAGCCCCCUAAGUGGGUGCGCAGGCCAGUGGGCGCUUCCUUUGCUUUUGGUGGAAAGCUGAUAACCUUUGAGAAUCCCAAGCCAGCUCCCGUGCAGAGCCCCCAGCCCGUCCCCAGACAAGUGACUAUGAGCCAGGUUACCACGGAGACAGAGUUGCUCCAGCGCUCCAGGGAGCUGCAGGCAGCGCUGCAGUCGGGCUCCUUCAACAGCUACUGCCAGGCCAAGAUUCAGAGCGCCAAGUCAGACGCUGAGCAGGACAUAUGGAAGUUCCUUCUGGUCAACUUUGAGGAUGAAGCCCGUGUUAAAUUCCUCAGACUUUUGGGAUUCAGCAAAGAUGAAUUGGAGAGGAAGAUUUCAAAAUGCCUUGGGAAGAGUUUCCAGCACAACGGGCAUGGAGUAGAUGCUAAAGAUCUGGCACAAAAGAUGCAGCAGCUCUCCACUGAGAGGUCUGAUGAAGUUGAUGCUACAACCCCUGGUUCCGUUUCACCGGCAGACUUCUUCAGUCAGACCCCAAAGGAGAACUCCAACUUCCAGAUCCCUGUAUCCUGUGACACUGAUGGUCUGAUAAGCCAGGCUCUGCUGGUCGGUAACUUUGAGGGAGCUGUGGAUCUGUGUCUGAAUGACGGUCGUUACGCUGAAGCCAUCCUGUUGUCCAUCAGUGGAGGGGAGGAGCUGCUCAAGAAAACUCAGCAAAAAUACCUAAGCAAUCAAAAGAACAGCAUCUCGAUGCUCAUAUCAUCAGUGGUGACCCAGAACUGGAGUGACAUAGUGCAGAGCUGUGAGUUGGACAAUUGGAAGGAGGCCCUCGCUGCCCUGCUGACCUACGCUCACCCUGAAGAUUUUGCCCGUCUGUGUGAUACCCUGGGAGGCCGGUUGGAGCAUGAGCGGACAGAGAAGCGCUGCCUGCAGGCCUGUCUGUGUUACAUCUGCUCUGGGAACAUUGAGAAGCUGGUGGAGUGCUGGGCUUUGCACAGAGACUGCGCCUCCCCCCUCGGCCUGGAGGAUCUGGUUGAAAAGGUCAUGAUGCUGCGUAAGUCAAUCGAACGCCUCCGCAACAGCGAGGUGGUGGUGCAGAGCCCCAUCCUCGCCGAGAAGCUGACCUGCUACGCCGGGAUUCUGGCUGCAGAGGGCAGUCUGGCCACUGCCAUGACCUACCUGCCUGAGAACUCAGACCAGGCUGGGAUUAAUAUGCUGAGAGACAGGCUGUUCCACGCACAGGAAGAGGCUGCCGGUGGAAAGCAGCUUCCAAACUCCUUCAACAGAGUCAAUGUGUCCACAGCCAAGCCCACUCCUGCUGCUCAGGCUCCCGCACCAAAAGCACAAAUCAUGAGUCAGUACCAGCCCUCUGCUCCUCCCCAGGUUCCCCAGCAGCAGCAGCAGCAGCAGCAGCAGCAGCAGCAGCAGCAGCAGCAGCAGCCUCCUAUGCCGUCGUUUUAUACUCCAACAACACCAACCAACUCCGGACCUGGCCUGCCUCCUUUUUCUCACGUACCGUUGCCCAGCUCCACGCGCCCUGCCUCGAGGCCUCCCUACCCCCAACAUCCUGCUCCUGCUCCAGGUUUCCUUCCUCAUCAGCCAUUCCAGCCUCAGCGUAUGCCGUUCGGCGGGCCCUCAGGCUUCCCUCCUCCAGGUCCUUCUAUGCCAGCUGCUAACUUAUCAGGACCCCAACUAUCGCCUCCGUCUUCGGCCCCCGGAGGCCUGCCCCCCAUGCCCAGCCCCGGGGUGCCUCCGACAAGCUUCAUGCCGUCUACCUCUUUACCCUCGGGCCUGAUGCCACCCAGCUCCCAACCCGGAGCCCCAGUCCCCAUGUACCCAGGGGGACUCCACAACCAGGGGCCUGCUCCCCCCAUGGCACCUGGUCCCUAUGCCCCUCUUGGAUCGGGGUACCCACAGGGAGGCCCCGGAGCUCCUGCUGUAAAGCCCUUCUCGGCCCCUCCUGUGGCUCCUCCUCCUACAGGACCCCAUGAAGGUUGGAAUGACCCGCCAGCAGUACGAGGCGAACCCAGGAAGAAGAAGGUCGCUGACAACUACACUCCACCAGCCCCCAUCACGUCCCCUGUGAUGGGAUUCCCAGUGGAGGCCCCUCAGCCCCGUGACCACGCCCAAGUCCCACCCGGAGCCCCCCAGGAGCCCAGCGUGCAGCUCCUCCAGCAGCUGCCGGCAGAGAGGGUGGAGCAGAAAGAAAUCCCGGCUGAACACAUGGUUCUGAAAUCCACCUUUGACAGCCUGGUGCAGCGCUGCCAGCUCGCAGCAGGAGACCCGCAAACAAAAAGGAAACUUGAUGAUGCAGGCAAACGCCUGGGAUACCUGUAUGACAAACUGAGAGAGCAGUCGCUCUCUCACAACAUCCUUAAUGGGCUCCACGAGAUCAGCCGCUGCGUUGCGAGCCAGAACUACCAGCGGGGCCUGGAGGUCCACACCCAGGUGGUCAGCAGCAGCAACUUCAGCGAGAUCUCUGCCUUCAUGCCCAUCCUUAAAGUGCUCAUGACCAUCGCCAACAAGCUGGGCGUCUAAACCCCCGGGGUGGUGGGUGGGGCACCAACCAGACUUCAGUGUUACCAUAUUGUUAUAUAUGUAUUUAUUUCUUUAUGACCUGAUGACGUGCUUUGAUAAUGAGAAUAAUACUUACUGAUGAUAUUGCAUAUGGUGGUCUUCAUCACUCCAUAGUUAUUCCUUCCUGAAAGCUGAAUGGGCGGUGAGAUGGAUUUUUGUAGAGAUUUGUCGAUGUUGCUGUGGUAAUUUUACGAUAAAAAUGAAUGUAUUCUGAAAGUUGUGAUUCUGUGUAAAUUCAACAGUUGAUGUAAUAUACAAGGUCUGAAUCAAGGCGGUGUUUGUACAAGUAGUUGCAUUUUCAUAAUCCAUAUUACACUCCGUGCAUAUUUCCCCUUGAAUCAUUUCUGAUUGGAUACACGCAGUGCUCCAGGAAUAAAUGCGAGCUGCACUCACAUCUAUCCUGUUGGUGUAGUUUGUACGAGGGAGGAAACACAUUGAUUUUUCUUUUUAAAGUGAAACAUUUAACAACAAGCAUCAAGGAAACUGUAACAUAAAUACUGAUUGUUCUCUUCAUCUGCUGUAACUGAUUGUGUCUGGUUGAUUGUGCCAUGACGGGCUCUAUUUGGCCAAAGCACUGCUGAAGACUGCCAAACGGUGAUUGUGAAGUUGCUUUUUUAUCUUUUGUUUUCUCCAUUUUUUGUCAACAAAUCCCAUUUAGCACUGUUAUUUUCUGAUAGCUUGUGUGAACGAUUGAUUCUUUUUUUCUAUAAUUUCUUCAGUGUGCUUAGUUCACAUAGCAGCUCAUAAACUAGAAUUACAUUAAUUUAUGUCGAACUGCGUAUGAAUUGACAUAGGUGCUCCACCCUUUGUUAAAGAUGCUUUUACUCCACUUUAUUAAGUCUUAAGUCUUAUCCUUUUGUUCAUAGUUGUUUAUUAGAUCAUACAAUGAUACAAACUGAAAUGAACUAACAAGUGAAACAUGAUAUUUUAAGGAUUGUAGCUGGACGUAAAGCUGGAUAGUUUGGUGUAUCAUGGCAGCAGAAGGCAGUAAAGUGCCUCUGUGCUCAUUUUGGUUGCACAGAUAUUUAUACAAUCCAUGUUGCUUACUUUACUCAUGUUGGUAUCUUUUUCAAAUAAACUUCACUUCAAAGGUU
Messenger RNA from Eleginops maclovinus (Patagonian blennie), 4941 nucleotides. It is a transcript of the gene sec31b, whose product is annotated as SEC31 homolog B, COPII coat complex component. Bases 146 to 3808 code for a protein of 1220 amino acids. Gene Ontology annotation, molecular function: structural molecule activity; protein binding. The record is from RefSeq and is a predicted model, not a curated record. Gene Ontology annotation, biological process: endoplasmic reticulum organization; COPII-coated vesicle cargo loading; endoplasmic reticulum to Golgi vesicle-mediated transport. Gene Ontology annotation, cellular component: COPII vesicle coat; endoplasmic reticulum exit site. Lineage: Eukaryota; Metazoa; Chordata; Actinopteri; Perciformes; Eleginopidae. The transcript has 25 exons.